UUCUCUCUCCUCCUCCUCCCGUUCCCGAGGUCCCUCCCGGGCUCGGAAAGGCACCGAGAGAGAACCCCAAUGCAUAGCCCAUCCCUCUAAAAAUUCAAUUCAAACACAAAAGAGAAAGGGAAAAAAUAUAGAGAAAGCUAGACCAUGAUUCGCCAUAAAAUGGAGUUACUCCUCCCGGUCGUCUUCCUCAUCGCCUUCGCCUCGUCGGUGAGUGGAGACUCGUCGGCGCAGUUCACGCCGACAGACAACAUCCUCAUCGACUGCGGCGCCACCUCCCCUGUCACCAUGCCCGAUGGCCGCACCUUCAAGACCGACCCCCAGACCAAUUCCCACCUCUCAGCGAAGGACGAGAUCCAAGUGUCGGUCGCCAAUGCCACCACCGACGUCCCCUCGCCGCUCUACCUCUCCGCCCGGAUCUUCCGCCAGGAAGCCAUCUACAACUUCCGCCUCAACCGCCCCGGCUGGCAUUGGAUCCGCCUCCAUUUCUACCCCAUCAACAACCCCGACUUCGACCUCACCAAGGCCUCCUUCGGCGUCCAGACGGACGUCAACGUCCUCCUCCACAACUUCUGCGUCGACAAUCCAAACCAGUGGGUCCUCAAGGAGUUCCUUAUCAACGCCACCGAGGAUGAUCACCUCAAGCUCAAAUUCCAGCCGCUCACAGACAAGGUCGCCUUCAUCAAUGCAAUCGAGGUCGUCUCGGCCCCCGAUAUGCUAAUCUCCGAUACUGGCUCCACGCUCGUCCCCGUUGGCGAGACCGACGGCCUCUCGAGGCACGCCUACCAGACCGUCUACCGCCUCAACGUGGGCGGGCCCGUACUCACCUCCGCCAAUGACACCCUCGGCCGCCGAUGGGAGCGGGACACCCCGUAUCUGACAUCCAAUGCCACCUCCGCCACUGCAUCGGUGUCCCCCAGCGUCGUCAAGUUUCCCGACGGAACCUCCCCAUUGAUCGCCCCCAACUUGGUCUACGCCACCGCUGCGAAGAUGGCAGACGCAAAAACCGGGAGACAGAACUUCAACGUCUCAUGGCAUCUCGAGGUCGACUUGGAUUUCAGCUACCUCGUCCGCCUGCACUUCUGCGACAUCAUCAGCAAAACGCUCAACGAUCUCUACUUCAACGUCUAUAUUAACGGGAAGAUGGCCAUUUCCGGGCUGGACUUGUCUACCCUCACAGGUGACCUCGCCGCGGCUUACUACAAAGAUUUCAUCAUCAACUCCACCACCGACCAGAUCGCCUUGCAGAUUGGCCCGUUCAACCAAGACACGGGCAGUAUCGAUGCAUUGUUGAAUGGCGUGGAGGUUCUGAAGAUGAACAAUUCGGUCGGGAGCUUGGAUGGUGUUUUCGGAAUAGACGGCAAAAAGGCCGACGAUAGUAUCUCGAGCCGCAAGGUGGUCGCCGCAGUUGGAUUCGCCAUGAUGUUUGGGGCCUUCGCUGGGCUUGGUGCCAUGGUGGUUAAGUGGUACAAGAGACCGCAGGACUGGGAGAGGAGAAAUAGCUUCUCUUCAUGGCUCCUCCCCAUCCACACCGGCCAUUCCAGCUUCAUGAACAGCAAGGGAUCCGGCUUCGGCUCCCACAAGAGCGGCUUCACCUUCUCCUCAACCAUGGGGCUGGGCCGGUAUAUGUCGUUUGCCGAGUUGCAGGCCGCAACGAAGAACUUCGAUCCGAACACCAUCAUCGGCGUUGGGGGGUUUGGGAAUGUGUACCUCGGCGAGCUCGACGACGGGACGACGGUGGCCGUCAAGCGUGCGAAUGCGGAGUCUGAGCAGGGGAUCACCGAAUUCCAAACUGAGAUCCAGAUGCUGUCGAAGCUCCGCCACCGCCACCUUGUCUCGCUGAUCGGAUAUUGCGACGAGAACUCCGAAAUGAUCCUGGUGUACGAGUACAUGAAGCACGGGCCUUUCAGAGAUCACAUCUAUGGGAAGGACCUGCCACCGCUGUCAUGGAGGCAGCGGCUCGAGAUUUGCAUCGGGGCGGCGCGCGGACUACACUACCUCCACACCGGCACGGCGCAGGGCAUCAUCCACCGUGACGUCAAGACCACCAACAUUCUCCUCGACGAGAACUUCAUCGCCAAGGUCUCCGAUUUCGGGCUCUCGAAGGAUGCGCCAGGGAUGAACCAGACGCAUGUCAGCACGGCAGUGAAGGGGAGCUUCGGCUACCUCGACCCGGAGUACUUCCGGUGCCAGCAGCUCACUGAGAAGUCCGAUGUGUACUCGUUCGGCGUCGUGCUGCUCGAGGCCCUCUGUGCGAGGCCUGUGAUCAACCCGGCGCUCCCGAGGGAGCAGGUAAACCUCGCUGAGUGGGCAUUGCAGUGGAAGAGGAAGGGGUUGAUCGAAAAGAUCAUCGACCCAAACCUUGCAGGAACGAUCAACAAGGACUCGCUGAACAAGUUCGUCGAGGCCGCUGAGAAAUGCUUGGCCGAGUACGGUGUCGAUCGGCCAUCGAUGGGCGAUGUGCUGUGGAACCUCGAGUAUGCGCUUCAGCUGCAGGAUGCCAAUCCGCCGACGCCGCCUGCUCCUAAGAAAGGCGAUGGCAGCGUGUCGGCCGGAUCCUCUUCUUCAUCGGAGGGCGAUUCCCCUCGGGCGGUGGCUGAGGAGGCUGCUGAGAUCCGUGUCAUUAGCCAUGAUGCAGUGGAGAAUUCUAGCACGGCGGUGGCGAACGAGUUGUUUGCCCAGCUUGCAGGGAUGAAAGGAAGGUGACGAAGUCUGUUAGCAUAAGUAACUCCAGUAUCUUCUGUAACAAAAAGUAAUCCAAGGAUUACGAGAGGGAUUGUUGGGCUUGUGAUUGGAUGGAUAGGUUCAAUUCUCUCUUGUUUUUGCCUAGCUCUCUUCGUGUCAUAUGAGAGUUAUCUGGUAUUAUAAGAUGAUUUGGCUUGGUCCGGCUGGUGCUACGAUAUUAACAUAAUAUAAAACUAUUAUAUGUAAUAGGAAGAGACCAUGGAGAUUUCGAUCAGUUUCAAGGUAUACAUGCAAA
Molecule: messenger RNA, 2977 nt
Organism: Elaeis guineensis (African oil palm)
Lineage: Eukaryota; Viridiplantae; Streptophyta; Magnoliopsida; Arecales; Arecaceae
Source: RefSeq, a predicted model, not a curated record